Messenger RNA from Panonychus citri (citrus red mite), 1816 nucleotides. RefSeq names its product tRNA-dihydrouridine(16/17) synthase [NAD(P)(+)]-like (gene Dus1). Gene Ontology annotation, biological process: tRNA processing. The record is from RefSeq and is a predicted model, not a curated record. The transcript has 4 exons. Gene Ontology annotation, molecular function: flavin adenine dinucleotide binding; tRNA dihydrouridine synthase activity. Bases 57 to 1469 code for a protein of 470 amino acids. NCBI's taxonomy places the organism in Eukaryota, Metazoa, Arthropoda, Arachnida, Trombidiformes, Tetranychidae.
GGUUUUCAUUUUUGUCUCUUGAUUGUUUUGGUUUAGGUGUUUAAUUGUAAUUCUUAAUGAUGGUGGACAACUUUUGGUCUAAAAGUUUAAAUUCACCAAAAUUCAUUGUCGGUCCAAUGGUCGAUCAAAGUGAACUUCCGUUUCGUUUACUGUGCCGUUCAUAUGAAGCUCAGUUAUGUUAUACUCCAAUGUUUCAUGCCGGUAUUUUUGUUAAGGAUCCAAAAUAUCGUAAAGAAAAUUUUGUCAAUUGUGAAAAUGAUCGACCUUUAAUUGUACAAUUUUGUGCCAAUGAUCCGGAUACCUUUCUGGAAGCAGCUAAAUUAGUUGAACCUUAUUGUGAUGCUGUUGAUCUUAAUUUAGGUUGUCCACAAACGAUUGCAAAGAGAGGUCAUUAUGGUGCAUUUCUUGAAGAUGAAUGGGAUCUCCUUAAAUCUAUGAUCUCUAAGGUUUCAAAAGAAUUGACUAUUCCGGUUACUUGUAAAAUCAGAAUAUUUCAAGAUAUUGACAAGACAAUUCGAUAUGCUCAAAUGUUGGAACAAGCUGGUUGCUCCAUGAUCGCUGUCCAUGGUCGGGUCAAGGAGCAGAAAGGAGUUCUAACUGGAGUAGCUAAUUGGAAAUAUAUCAAAGCAAUUAAGGAAAGUGUAAAGAUUCCCGUUAUCGCUAAUGGUAACAUUCAAAGUCUCGAUGAUGUUAAUAGGUGUUUAAAAGAGACUGGAGUUGAAGGUAUCAUGUCGGCCGAAGGUGUACUUCAUAAUCCCGCUCUAUUCAGUGCAAUACAUCCUCCCGUUUGGAAAGUGGCCGAAGAAUAUUUAAAAUUAGUUGAACAAUAUCCAGUGGUUUUGUCAAUCGUCCGAGGACAUUUAUUCAAAUUUUUUCACAUCUCCUUGUCGAUUGAGGAAAACGCUGAUUUGAGACACUUAUUGGCUAAAGCAAGUGCUCGCCCUCAGCUUCAUGAGUUUGUCCGAUUAAUGAAAGAGCGAUAUCAAGAGAAACUUGAAUUGGAUGAUUUAGAUUUUCAUGUUCCAAUGACAACCUUACCUUUACCACCUUAUCUGUGUCAACCUCAUUUCCGUCCAUCACCGCCAUUGAAUAAACCAACGGGAUCUGAAGAGACGAGUAAGAAACGUCCCAUUGAGAAUGACUCGGAAACCUCUAAGACUAAAAGAUUAGCCAAUGAAGCUCGUCUUCAGGCCAAAAAAGCCGCUAAGGAAGCCUCUGGACGGAAAUUACCUCUUUGUACCUCUUGUCCUAAUCCAAGAGGAGUAAAAUGUGAUUAUAAUCUCUGUAAAACUUGCUGUCGAAACAAAGUUUUCAAAUUAGUUCUUGAUUGUGUCGGUCACAAACUAAUGUUCAAAACAAGGAAACGACUGGCCGAGGAAAAAGAAGCAAUUAAAACAAAAGAACGUUCAACAAACUUAAAUCAACAAUCAACAAUCAACAAUUCGUCAACUGUUUUAACCUGUGAAUAGAAAGUUAAACUUAAUUUAUCAAUCCAAUCAACUAAUUGAUCAACAAAAAAAGAAGCUACUACAAUUAAGUUUUGUAAUAAUAUCUUAACUCUAUGUAAAUAUUUUUACUUAAUAUUUAUCUGAAAGUUUAAUGAUUCAAAGUGAUAUUCAUAUUUUAAUUAAUCAACUGAGUUAAUUCAUCACAAUUUGUUAUUGUUUAAAUUGUCAAAAUUUUCCCGACAAAAUCAACAUGCAAUUAGUCAGUGAACUAAAAUGAGACGAACGAUAAAAUUUUAUCAUUUUCUUUGUUAACUUGUUUUCAAUAAAUCUCUCUAAUUAUCCUAAUAAUUAAUUAGAAUAUCAAUUAA